UAGUUUUUUUAUACAAGUUUCGGGUUUUUAGGAUAAAUUAUAUUUUUAACAUGAUAAGAAAUUGUUUGGGUGUAAUUAUAAUUUUAGCCUUAACAACCAUACCGGUAACACCAGUAGAAAUCGAAAAAAGAAUCGAAGGCCUAAAACAGGAGAUCUUCCACAAAAUAGAAGAUGAAAGAAAAGAGGCCGCCAAAGAAACUACCACAACAGCACAGACUAAAAAACGUCAUCCUGAUUAUUACGACUACAUGGUUCCACAAGAAGAUAACGGACUUAUAAAACCAAUAAUACAUCAUGAACACAAAAAAAAACAUCAUAAACAUAAGUCAGUUACGUCAAAUUUGACAGCUACAGUUACGUCAAAUUUGACAGCUACAACACCAAUGAUUAAAAAAAUAAAACAAGUGAAGAAGAUACACAAUUUGACGGAAAGAAUUAUGCCUAAGAAUUCAAGUAAGGUGACGCCAGCUAAGAAUUUUUUUAGAAGGUUUUAUUUAGAUGAGGAAGAGAGGAAUAAACCACAGAAAUGGACGCAUUGCAUAGAUUUGGUUACUCCGCGUUUGAAAGGGAUUAAAGAUGAUUGGAAGCUAAAAUUAGUUACUAGUAAUGAUCCGGAUAUAAAACGAUUGUCACAUUUGCUAAGCUUAAACACAUCAGAAUAUACGAAGGAAGAGAUUGUAUCAGUUUUGUACCAAAUAAGUAACAUCCAUUUACGAUUAUUUCAAUGGGAUUAUACUGCCCUCACAACUAUAUUUAAUGUCAUAAUACCAGGGUCAAUACAUAGUUUCGGGACUUUAAAGCGAGCAAUAAAAGAGUUGUUCAUAAAGUGGCAUCUCGAUACUAAUAUGUUAGACGUGUUUCUGAAGCAGGCGAGGAUUUUUAGACCCCCGUGCAUUGAUAUUUCUGAAUACGGAGGUUCAACAAAAACAACCGGGGGUGUACGUUGGUCCAAGAAUACUCCGAAAAAGGAUUCCGACGACGAAGAUUGUGAUGACUAAAGUGCAAACAAAAUGGCGGCUCGCAACAUAAUUCGUCAAAAUCGAAUAGAAAUCGAAUCGCAAUAUGAUCGCAAUAGCAGUUUUAACCAUAUCGGGCAUUCUGCUACUAAUAUAAGACCAAUCGUAUUCCAACGACAUUCGAUUGGUUUGCGAUUGGUCUGCUUUUUUGGUGAUUUUGAUCUAUACGGUAGUUUGCUCUACAAUCAUUAUUGCAAUCGUAAAUCAUUUGCAGACAAAAUUAUUCAUUAUUGAAUGACAUAAAACGAUAAAAACGUUUAUUUCAAAGAAAAAAUAGCGGAAUGCCACAUAACGUGUCGAACAGUCGAACGUGAAUCGUAUGUCGCUUAAGUAAAAUUAGGAGAGUCGGGCCCCAGAGCACAAGUGCGCGCAUGAUACCUUUUCUAUGGAAAACUAGCGAACCGCUCCGGCUUCGCACGGGAUAACAGUAUUUCCCCACUAUUUAUUGUGUUAUAAACCUUUCUCUUUAAUCACUCAAUCUAUUAAAAAAAACUUCAUGAAAAUCCGUUGCGUAGUUUUGAAGAAUUAAGCGUACAAAAGGACAACGGGACAUAGGGACAGAAAAAGCGACGUUGUUUUAUACUAGGUAUGUAGUGAUCAUCAAAUGACGGCUCCCGCUGUGGGUGCAGCGUGAGGAAGUGUCAGACUCUUACUGACUAAAGCCCACCAUGCUCCUUCUUAAGCCCUUUAUGUACCAGAGCCGCGGUAACUCGCGCGAACAAUCCCGCAGCCCCGACAGGUCCCUCUGAUCCCUAAAUAUGGUUUCUGCGCAGCGAUUUGUACGAUGUCCCGAGCCGCCAAAAAGUAUGGUGAAUAUUUUUGGACAAUUUGUUAGUUUAGUGUUGUUUAGACCUGCUGAAAAUAUUGUUAUAUAGUUAUCGGCACGGGUAUUGAACUCUCGGCGGAAGAGUGGGGAUCGCUUUGCGCACUGUACACUUAAGGCAAUAAACCAAUAAAUCGCUUCUGCGCAGGUGAAGGUCAGGGCUCAAUAUCCGUGCCGAUAACUAUACCUAUUACUUUCUAUGUACUCCGACUAUGUAGA
Molecule: messenger RNA, 2058 nt
Organism: Helicoverpa armigera (cotton bollworm)
Lineage: Eukaryota; Metazoa; Arthropoda; Insecta; Lepidoptera; Noctuidae
Exons: 5
Coding region: 51-998 (315 amino acids)
Source: RefSeq, a predicted model, not a curated record